This is a messenger RNA of Salvia hispanica, 1654 nucleotides long. Its product is annotated as pentatricopeptide repeat-containing protein At2g27800, mitochondrial-like. Lineage: Eukaryota; Viridiplantae; Streptophyta; Magnoliopsida; Lamiales; Lamiaceae. The record is from RefSeq and is a predicted model, not a curated record. Gene Ontology annotation, molecular function: mRNA binding; protein binding.
AUUAACCUCUUGUUGACAUUUCAUCAUACAGUUUCCCUGCGAGCCCCGAUCCGACCUCAAUCACCAAUUCAGCCACCUCCACCGCCGUCGUACCAUCUUCUACGGUUUCAACAUCUUCUCACCUCAAUCCAUCAUUGAACAUAGCCAUUCUUCAUCACCUUCCCAUCAACUAACUGAAAUUCACCCCACUUCCUACAAUGUUCGCUCCUCGCGGCAAUAAAUCUCAACUCAUCCAACCCAAUAAACGCUUUCUCUAUAGUCUGUUCGGUCCAACCCAAUCCAAUAAUUGCACUCCUUCGUCACCCACCUCCCACACCCUCUCAAAUUCAACAUUCUUGUCCCAAUUACGCGGUAAACCACCUAAAAAUGCAGUCUUGUUCAGAAACCUAUCUGCUGCAUCCCAUUCUACGCGAAUCUACAAAGGCCCGAUAUCAAGAACAUUGAGGAGGAGAAUCAAGAAGAGAGAGAUAGCCGCGGCGAAACCCGUUCUAAACGAGUCUCUUUUCCAAGCAGCAAAAUCCCAACUCCCACCGAGAUUCACUCCUGAAGAGCUGCACGAUGUCAUAGCCUUACUUGAAGAUCCGCUAGUUUGUUUCGAGCUUUUCAAUUGGGCAUCCCAGCAGCACAGAUUCAGGCACAAUGCGUUGACAUUUCACAUUACGAUCAAGAAGCUCGGUGCAGCUAAAAUGUACGAGGAGAUGGAUUGUGUCGUUAAUCAGGUGCUAGCCGUUUCUUCUAUUGCUUCCGAGCCCCUUUAUAAUAGCAUGAUUUACUACUUCACCGAAGCUCGGAAAUUGGUUAGAGCUGUCAAUAUAUUCAAGCGUAUGUGUGAUUGUAGGAAAUUGGAUAGCAGGCCAACUAUAAGAACUUACAAUAUAUUAUUUGCUGCGCUUCUGAGCCGUGGAAAGAAUUCUUACAUUAAUCAUAUGUAUAUGGAGACUAUUCGAAGCUUGUUCAAGCAAAUGGUGGAUGCUGGGAUUGAGCCUGAUAUUUUUUGUCUCAAUUCUAUGAUCAAAGGAUAUGUGCUUUCACUUCAUGUCAAUGAUGCACUUAGAAUCUUUCACCAGAUGGGCACGGCUUAUGAAUGCCAGCCAAACUCGUUUUCGUAUGAUUAUUUGAUUCAUGGGCUGUGUGCACAAGGCCGAACGCUGAAUGCUAGAGAGAUUUGUGAUAGGAUGAAGAAAAGUGGUUUUGUGCCUAGCAGUAAAUCGUAUAACUCCCUUGUGAACUCAUUGGCUCUCGAGGGGGAGGUUGAUGAGGCUGUGAAGUUCUUGUGGGAGAUGGCUGAGCACCAGAGGUGGGCUGAUGUCAUCACUUAUAGAACUCUCUCGACUGAAAUGUUACGACAGAGAGGGACUAGAGAGGCUUUGAGGUUCUUGGACCUGUUGCAAGAAAAGAAACUUGUAGAUGGGCAGACAUAUCAAAAGAUUGUGUAUGAACUCGAAGAUAACUCUCAUUAUGAAAAUAUAUGAUUUGUAUUCAGGUAGAUGGCUGGACCGGUUUUUUCUAAUAACCGUUGUGUAAGUCCUCCUGUUCAUAUCGUGCUGAAAGAAAGAGGAUCAAUAAGUUUAGUUAUGCCAGUACAGGCGUUCGAGUUUUGGUUUGUUCUGUAUUUUUAUUUAUAGUUCAAGAAUCAAGAUAAAUAUAUUGUGUU